Messenger RNA from Synchiropus splendidus (mandarinfish), 688 nucleotides. RefSeq names its product cystatin-F. The record is from RefSeq and is a predicted model, not a curated record. The coding region runs from base 168 to 602 and encodes 144 amino acids. Gene Ontology annotation, biological process: immune response; negative regulation of microglial cell activation; positive regulation of myelination. Gene Ontology annotation, cellular component: endoplasmic reticulum; late endosome; lysosome. NCBI's taxonomy places the organism in Eukaryota, Metazoa, Chordata, Actinopteri, Syngnathiformes, Callionymidae. The transcript has 4 exons. Gene Ontology annotation, molecular function: cysteine-type endopeptidase inhibitor activity.
AAUGAUUCGCCGUGCGUACUGCCACAUACCGGCCGGAGGUAGAACUGCAACAACAGACUCCAGCUGGCGGAAGGUCGCGCUCUCGGUCCCGACUACCACGGCGCGUGGCCAGCUCGCUUGCACAAACAGGAAGUUAUGUCAGGCCCCACGGAAACGCCGACGAGAAGAUGCUGAAGAAAAGUGCGGCGGCUCUCGCCGCUCUCGUCCUCGUCUUUGAGGUCAUGGCUGCAGUGGGAAGCCAUCGUAGCCGCUUGACUGGCUGCCAGACGCUCGGAUCCCCAUGCAACAUCAGCCUGAAUGACCACGACCUUCAGAAGUUUGUUCUCAUCGCUGCCCAGGCUUUCAACAACCAAACCAACGACGCCUUCCUCUUCAGACCAGCUGCCAUCUUGAGUGCUCAACGGCAGAUUGUGAAGGGACUUCACUACAUUGUGGAGCUGGAGCUUGCUAGAACUGUCUGUCCCAAACGCGCCCACAAGAAUCUGAAGCAGUGCGAUUUCCAACCUGCUGGAGCCCUGAGCCAGACGCUCCGCUGCCACGCAGACAUUUGGUGGAUUCCCUGGACUCACCGGCUGCAGACGCAAAUACACUGCCCAACUUGAGGCGCAGCGUGUCUCACUCACAGGUGUCCCACACGUGAAUGCUGAUGAAAUAAAAUGAAAAGCUGUGUUUGAUGAGUAUCAAUGCA